This is a messenger RNA of [Torrubiella] hemipterigena, 729 nucleotides long. The record is from the annotation of a GenBank genome assembly. NCBI's taxonomy places the organism in Eukaryota, Fungi, Ascomycota, Sordariomycetes, Hypocreales, Clavicipitaceae.
AUCUUCGCUUACAACAAGCUAACUGUACCAAAAUGGACGCUCCGCCAGCGCCGUCGGCUUUUGCAAUCCUUAAAUCCCCUAAAACCUUAUGCAGCCAGUUCGAAUCAAGUGUUGUAACAGCAUUUCCUGAGGGUGCCGCAGUUAGAGAUCUGCCUCUCGCCGUAUGGAGAAAUAAGCGAUAUGUCUUAGAGGAAUCCUUGUCUCGGAAAGGCUCUAAAGGCAGGAAGAGCUGGAUUAAACAGCAUGGGCUCUUCGUCGUUGAGCUUGACGCCAGCGACACUCCGUUAGCUGGUUACUGGGUUUGUCAUCUUUGCGAUGCAAAGAGUCAGCCAGUAUUCUUCGCAGCAAGCGCGACCACAUCUGCUGCCGAUCACCUUCGCAAAAUGCAUAGGAUCUUUGAAGGUAGUCCUACUACGGAAAGCGACCCAUCGACUGACGACUCUGAUCGAGCUAAAUGACCUCGUUUACACUAUAGUGCUGUGCCGAAAGCCAAGAUCAACGCCGUACGUGAGCUUGGUGUGGGACUCAUUGUCAAUGCAGAUUUACCAUUUUCUGUCUUCACAAACCCGUACUUUGAGCAGCUUCUCUGGCAACUCGAUCCACAAGUCGCUGAUCAGGUGCCAUGGAGCAGACAAUCGAUGAGUCGCCAACUAUACAACAUCUACGACACCAAGAAGCGUAUUAUCCAACAAGAGCUCUAUGACGCAGUCACGAAAAUCCAUUUAGGAU